AUGAUCAAAGCAAACCCCCAUGUAGCAAAGAUUUUUAAAAAUUGGAUCUUCAAGGGAAGCUGCCCACUUUCGCGCGCAGACGCUCUUUCAUUUGAAGAUUUACCUGGUCGUGCUCAAGCCGAUCAAGCUGAGGCCCACCCAGUCCGCGCACGUUGGUACGCCUCUAAUAUAGAUAUAAUGAUGAGGUGCUGCUGGACUGAUUUUUGCUUCGUUAUGACAGCUCGAGGAGCGUUGCGAGGCUCCGACAGCGAUAUCACGCCCACGCAGUGGCAGCCAAUCCCUGAAUAUCUUUGGCCGGAAUCUGCUCGAAAACGCCUAGCAGCUUCGCGAGAAGCAUAUCGCAACUUUGUACAAGCCCGAACCGAUCGCCAGCAACAUCGCACAGAUGACAGCGAGCGAAAGGCUGAAACUGCAGAGACUCGUAGGCUCGCAGAGCGCGAGGAGCGCUUGGCAGCUGAAAAGGUCGAGCGAGAUGAACGCGAACAAGGCGAAGAGCAUGAACGUGUUCGGCGUGCUGAUGCUGCUGUACUCGAAGCUCGACGCCAGGAGGAACUGCGAGAAGCUCGAGAGGCCCUACGACGCAUCGAAGCAGUUCGAGAUGCCAGGUUCGAACAAGAGCGGGAGGAGAACAGCCGUCGCUACGAAGAGCGUCUAGCGCACGAUCGUGAGGAAGCUCGACAGCGCCACGACCAAAUGAUGCUGUUCGUGGUGAAGAUGGGGGGGAGUAAGAGCGGCUUGGGGUGA
Molecule: messenger RNA, 744 nt
Organism: Phytophthora sojae
Lineage: Eukaryota; Oomycota; Peronosporomycetes; Peronosporales; Peronosporaceae
Exons: 5
Coding region: 1-744 (247 amino acids)
Source: RefSeq, a predicted model, not a curated record